AUGAAGCCAAAACCAAAGAACCUAGCACACCUCCCAUCCCUCGCCGUCGAACUAACAGAACUCAUCGCGCAACACACAGACGACAAAAGCAUCCUCUCCCUCCGGCUGGUCUGCCGCGCGCUGCAAACAAAAACCUUCCACCUCUUCGCCCGGCGCUUCUUCGCCACAAUAAAAACAGACCUCUCAUCUGAAAGUCUCGCAAGGAUAAACGCACUGUCCUCAAAUGUCGCACUCCGCCCCUACAUCCAGUGUUUAGCAUUCAUGCUGCAGAACGGCGUCGGACGAGGCCUCAUCUGGUCCCGACACACUUGGGGUCCUCUCUCUGCACCGUUGGAAGUCGACGCAAUCCGCACCCUACGCGAUAAUUUAAUAACCCGCCUGACUAAGUGCCGAUCUUUCUUUAUUGUGUGCCGAUACCCCGAAGGCCACCCGGACAUGAAACACGUAACCGUCACCGACGCAGUAGCCGUGUUCUUUGCGCUUGUCGUCGAGGCGAGACUGCCUGUGUCAUCGUUCCAUUUGAUAUACGCAAAUAAGUACUCCCGCACACUCAUCAUGGAUAUGCGACGCAUUCCGAAAAUGAUUUAUCGACAGCCGCAGUUUAAGAUCGUCUGGGCGAAUUUGCAGAAGCUCUCGCUGGAGCAGUACCUCACGCUUGAUAAUUUCGGGUUUUUGUUGGAACUCGUUCUAAGCGCGACGAGUUUAAAAACGCUCUUACUUAACCUGGGCUCGCAUGACCUUGCUUGCGAAUUCAUGCAUGAAAUCGCCGAGUCAGCGUCCUUAACGCAACUGUCCGAACUAGCGCUCUUCCGCACCUCGGCCUGCUUAAAUGACUUGUUGAACAUACUCACCCGGGUAAAAGGGAAUCUGUCCGCGUUGACUUUGUACCAUGUUUCCCUCGCGUCGGACGAUAACUGGGCCGAUGUACUGAGUGCGCUGGGUGGGUUUGUGUCGCUGCAGAGCAUCUCGCUUUAUUAUCUUUGGGCGACGGCUCCGGAGAAGGAGGUGUUUUCUUUCCCGGAUCUUUGUAAGGCGCCGGUGCUUUGUGGGGAGGGUGAGAGGCAGAGUUUACAUGUGUUCUAUGAGGAGAGUGCGAAGACGCCUGCUGUGCUGGGGGUUGAGUACUCUGGGAAGAGGAUGGGGGAGGUUUUGGGAUUGUUACAGGUGACGGGGCGGGGGUGA
Penicillium argentinense is the source of this 1182-nucleotide messenger RNA. RefSeq lists its product as uncharacterized. The coding region runs from base 1 to 1182 and encodes 393 amino acids. NCBI's taxonomy places the organism in Eukaryota, Fungi, Ascomycota, Eurotiomycetes, Eurotiales, Aspergillaceae. The transcript has a single exon. The record is from RefSeq and is a predicted model, not a curated record.